Penicillium brevicompactum is the source of this 1914-nucleotide messenger RNA. RefSeq names its product fungal specific transcription factor domain-containing protein. The record is from RefSeq and is a predicted model, not a curated record. Gene Ontology annotation, biological process: DNA-templated transcription. Gene Ontology annotation, molecular function: zinc ion binding; DNA binding. The transcript has 7 exons. Bases 1 to 1914 code for a protein of 637 amino acids. Lineage: Eukaryota; Fungi; Ascomycota; Eurotiomycetes; Eurotiales; Aspergillaceae.
AUGUCGUCCUCAAGCGUCAUCAAUGAUUUCUGCCCUGGGAGAACGGGUCUUGAGCUUGGAAAGAACAGUUUCAGAUCCGUCCAACACUUCAGCUUCACGUGGAGAAAACUACUCGAAAAAAGGAGACUGGAUCAGAUCUCCUGUCCAAAAAGCUCCCCUCAGUCUCCCCUCGAGAUCUGUGCCAUCGGAUCAACCACCCACCAUGCGGAACAAGCCCGAGCCGUCAUACAAGGAGAAUUGAACGGAAAUGAACGAAUGGACCGCGAACGUCAGUCAAUCCUCAGAUCCGCAUUGCAAUUUGUGGAUGUCAUGGCGCAGGGGCGCGGCAUAUCCGACAAAAGUUCACCCUCGUUAGGCGUGUGCGGUGGAGAUCUGCUUGAUGAGAAUGCUUCUAUUGCUCCGUCUCCAGAGCUAUUUUACAUGCUACUCCCAGAACCGACCACGGCCACUGGAACCGGACGGUCAAGUUCCAUAAAAUGGCCAGAUCACAUUUCGGACAAAACUUUGGAGAAGAUGGCCUCGACUGUUCUCAGUGACCGGGAUAAGGACCAUGGGCAGGUCUUUUAUCAGUAUUGUGUCUGUGUCUAUGUGAAAGCCAUCUUUCACCUAUUCCAGAAACCGAGAGCGUAUAAGGACCCACGCAUGAACGAGCAAUUUCUCAGGUCGAAGAAAUUGUAUGAAGUUUCUGCUUUCCGAGCUCUUAAUAGUCUCAACUUUUUGAAUGCUCCGACUCUGCCUUUUAUACAGUCUCUGAUAUCUGCGGCAUUGUUCAUGCAAUAUCUCGGCAACAUGAGCCAGUCCUGGAUUCUCAACUCCUACGCCGCUCGUCUCAUUGUCGCUUUGGAUUAUCACGAAGUUCGCAAUCCACUAGGAAACUCGGAGCUAGACGAGGAAAUUCAUAGCGUUGUAUACUGGUGCUUUUAUCUUGAUCGGACUCUCAGCACACUCCUUUAUCGACCUCUGUCAUUGCCUCAGCCUCGCAUCUCACCAACACAUCUAAUAACAGCUGAUCAAUCCCUGCCACAUAUUCCUCUGAUCCGCAUCUUGUUGGACCUAGCACAGAUCCAAGGUGAGCUUUUGGACUGUGGAAAGGCGGGUGAUACUCGCCAGAUACUUCAGAAUCAUUCCCGACUACAAGAACGGAUGGAGAUCAUACACUCGAGACUGGAGUCUUCUCGAACUUCAGCGCCUGAUCUUGUCUCUAGUGACUGGAUCGCGGGCGAUUUCUGUUACUACGCCAUCUUAGUGGACGUUCUUCGGUCACGCUUGAAAUAUGCCUUUUCUCCGUUGACGCACAAGGAAUGUGUCUCCUAUUCCCGCAAAUCUCUCAAAGCCCUCCAUCAUCUUCAGAAGAACCUGGAGCACACGCCGGGUUUUGUUGAUCCAUAUCCCUCAUUUUUGACAUGGACCGUUCUUCUAUAUCCCCUGAGUCCAUUCUUCGUUCUAUUCUGCAACAUCAUCGGCGAGCUGGACAUGGACGAUUAUAAUCUUAUUCAGGAUAUCACACACAGCUUGUCCCAAUUCACAGCUAGUCCAUAUAUCGCUAAGUUGCUCAAACUUCUCGACACUUUACAGAGUCUCUGCAUGCCCUUGGUCCAAGCCAAAGAGCGCUUGGGUCCACAGGCCAAACUGGCUUCUUUAUAUCCGGCCAUGGCCACGCGACGGGGCCAGUGGCUGACAGGGGAUCAAUUGCCAAUUCGGGACCAGCUGGCGAUGCGAGACCAAUUGAUGUCACAGGAUCCUACUUAUUCAACAGAGUCGCCAUUUGGAGAAUCUGGCAACCUUAAUUCUCAGCAGUUGCAGACUCCCGAGGAGAGUUAUCGUGACGAGGAAAUGAUGUGGCAAUUAUUUAAUAGUCAACUCUCUCUGGAGUGGUUUGAGUCGGAGCCUUUCUCUUUUCAGGGAUAUACAUAG